CAAGAAAAUGCGAGAAAGUGGAGGCAAAUCAUCAAUGCUGCCGUUUACGAGAUGCAUAGAUUCUCUCACAUACUCGAGUGUUUUCUCAGCAAACGCCAAUUCGUCUUCGCAUCUUCCCGAUUCAAGUCUCGGUUUGACCUGAUUCACAGAAGCUUUCACGUUACGAGAGCCCUCGAAGAUAAUUUCCGGAGAAGUCACGGGAUUGGCUUGGUUUGUCUCGACAAGAGCCACAACGAGCGCACGAAAAACUCCAAGUACGAUGAAUUCGCGAGCGACGUCGAAAAGGCCUACAGAAUUCUGCGGAAAUUCCACUCUAGGAUUCCGAAGCUGGAACUCGCGCUCAGCGAAUCCGGCGUUGAGCUCCGACACGGGUUAAUCGAGCGGGUUCUGAAUCGGUGCGGCGAUGCUGGGAAUCUAGGUUACAGAUUCUUCGUCUGGGCGGCGAAGCAGCCUGGAUACUGUCACAGCUACCAAGUGUACAAAUCAAUGGUGAAAAUUCUUAGUAAAAUGCGGCAAUUUGAUGCCGUUUGGGCUUUAAUCGAAGAAAUGAGGAAGGAGAACCCUCAGUUGAUUGAACCGGAAUUGUUUGCCGUUCUGGUGCGGCGAUUCGCGUCUGCGAAUAUAGUGAAGAAAGCCGUUGAGGUGCUCGACGAAACGCCUAAGCUCGGUUUAGAACCUGACGAGUAUGUGUUCGGGUGUUUGCUAGAUGCGCUGUGCAAGAGCGGUAGCGUUAAGGAUGCUGCAAGGCUUUUCGAGGAUAUGAGAUUGCGGUUUCCGGCGAAUCUCCGGUAUUUUACUUCGUUGUUGUAUGGUUGGUGCAGGGAAGGGAAGAUGAUGGAAGCUGAACAUGUUUUGGUUCAGAUGAAGGAAGCUGGUUUUGAGCCAGACACUGUUGAUUACACUAACUUGCUAAGUGGAUACGCUCUUGCUGGUAAAAUGGCUGAUGCUUAUGAUCUUUUGAAAGAUAUGAGAAGAAGAGGGUUUGCACCAAAUGCAAACUGUUACACGGUUUUGAUUCAGGCACUGUGCAAGGUAGAUAGAAUAGAGGAGGCAAUGAGGGUUUUUGUUGAGAUGCAGAGGUAUGAAUGCGAGGCUGAUACCGUGACUUACACUGCAUUGGUUAGUGGGUUUUGCAAAUGGGGGAAAAUCGACAAGUGUUAUAGUGUGUUAGACGAUAUGAUAAAGAAAGGGCUCACGCCGUCUCAACUCACCUAUAUGCAUAUCAUGGCGGCUCAUGAGGAUAAAGAAGAAUUUGAAGAAUGUUUGGAGUUGAUGGAGAAGAUGGAGCAGAUAGGGUAUCAUAUUGAUCUUGAUAUUUACAAUGUCGUCAUCAGAUUGGCCUGUAAGUUGGGACAGGUAAAGGAAGCUGUUCGACUAUGGAACGAAAUGGAAGCAAAUGGGUUGAGUCCUGGAGUCGAGACAUUUGUUAUCAUGAUCAAUGGAUUAAGAAGCCAAGGUUGUCUCCUCGAAGCUUGCGAUCACUUCAAAGUAAUGGUAAGCCGAGGAUUGUUCUCCGUUCCUCAACACGGAACGAUGAAGUCGUUGCUAAGUACCAUUUUAAGGGAUGGGAAGCUCGAGAUGGCUAAAGAUGUUUGGAGCUGCAUCGCAAGUAAAGGCACUUGCGUGCUGAAUGUACCGUCUUGGACGAUAUGGAUCCAUGCACUGUUCUCGAAAGGCUAUGUGAAAGAGGCGUGUUCUUAUUGUCUUGAAAUGAUGGAGAUGGACUUCAUGCCACAACCUGACACAUUUGCUAAGCUUAUGAAGGGACUGAAGAAACUGUAUAAUAGAGAAUUCGCUGUAGAGAUUACAGAGAAGAUGAGAAAUAUGGCAGCAGAGAGAGAGAUCAGUUUUAAGAUGUAUAAGAGGAGAGGUGUGGAGGAUUUGACUGAGAAAGCCAAAGCUAAGAAAGAUAGACAAGGGAAGAAGAAGCGGAGGACUUCAUAACUGUGUGCUUUUGAGGAAUCUUAGUCAUGUCGAGAAGGCAAGUAGGCUCGACGAGGCGUGUAGGUGAUAGUGGAAGCUUCCCAUUUGUAGGAGCUUUGCACUCAAAAUCGCGUUCGUCUCCUCUAUUAUCUGUUUGCCUUGUUCUCGUGGGAGCAUGCCUUCUCAUUGGUUAUGCUUACAGUGGUCCAGGUAUGUUUAAAAGUACCAGAGACGUCAGCAAGAUCGCAGGUGACUAUUCUUCAUCAGAAGUACAAAGAGCCAUUCCUCUUCUUAAGAGCGCUUAUGGAGAUAGCAUGCGGAAAGUAUUGCACGUGGGCCCUGAAACAUGCUCAGUGGUCUCUAGCCUGUUGAAGGAAGAAGAGACUGAAGCAUGGGGUGUUGAACCAUAUGAUGUAGAGGAUGCAGACUCUAAUUGCAAAAGCCUUUUGCAUAAAGGACUUGUACGCGUGGCAGACAUCAAAUUCCCUUUGCCUUACCGGUCAAAGUCUUUCUCUCUCGUGAUCGUCUCAGAUGCUCUGGAUUACCUCUCACCCAAGUAUCUGAACAAAACCGUUCCUGAACUUGCACGGGUUGCUUCAGAUGGUGUCGUUCUUUUCGCAGGUAAUCCUGGUCAACAAAAGGCUAAAGUCGCAGAAUUGUCGAAAUUCGGACGACCGGCUAAAAUGCGUAGCUCGUCGUGGUGGAACCGUUUCUUCUCGCAGACGAAUUUAGAGGAAAACGAAGCAGCAAGCAAGAAAUUCGAACAAGCAGCUUCCAAGAUUUCAUACAAACCAGCUUGUCAAGUCUUCCACCUGAAGCCAUUGCAUUAGUACGACAGCACCAUUAUUACUGAUAAUUGAGCUUCAAAGUUCAAACCAAGAUUAUAUCUCCUCUCUGUUAUAUGCCCCUUUUUCACUAUAGAAAGAAACAAAAUUUUCACAUAAAUUUGUAACCCAUUCUCAAGUAUUUGAUUCGUAAGUUAACUAUUUAAUAAAUUCACCUGAAUUUGACAUUGUAAAACACCAUCGGAUAGAAUCCACUAUCUGAUAAAGAUCUAC
Thlaspi arvense is the source of this 2981-nucleotide messenger RNA. The record is from the annotation of a GenBank genome assembly. NCBI's taxonomy places the organism in Eukaryota, Viridiplantae, Streptophyta, Magnoliopsida, Brassicales, Brassicaceae.